Messenger RNA from Penicillium taxi, 849 nucleotides. RefSeq lists its product as uncharacterized. Bases 1 to 849 code for a protein of 282 amino acids. The record is from RefSeq and is a predicted model, not a curated record. The transcript has a single exon. Lineage: Eukaryota; Fungi; Ascomycota; Eurotiomycetes; Eurotiales; Aspergillaceae.
AUGGGCUCUCUUCCAACUCAACUCCGCUCCCUGGGGCCAGACCCAACCAUUUCGCUUGCGAACAUGCGCUCUGUGCAAAAGGCAUUCAUCCUCGUCCAGAGCAAUAUCCCAUCCAACGCUUCGCCAUUCUUGGUGUUGACGAAUGUAUCGGAAAAUCUUGCACCAGAGCUCUGGAAACUUCUCGAGGCCAGAAACCCCGGCUAUAAAUUAACGUCAUUUCUUCAACAAAAGAUAAUCCAUAUCAGGAUGCCGACAUCACAACACGAAGGCGCAGUUAUUUGGCUUAGUAGCCAGGUAGCCCGAUGGCGCGCUGCAGGCAUUCUCACUGUGGCUGAAGAAAGCGAGCUCUGUUAUGGAGGGAAUCCGAUGAUUGCCAUGAUUCAGCCACCCUAUAGGGGCUCCACAAAGAUUACAGAUUUCGCGAUUGAACCGUUUCAGUCUCCACAUCAGUUGCCCACAAUAUCCAUGGAGGUUGGAUGGAGCGAGUCGUAUCCCAACCUUGUGGCUAAUGCCCGCCUACUCCUGGAGGGCGGGGCCCCUCACACACGGAAAGUGAUACUUAUCGACUUAGAAGACACCCGUGCGGGAGUUAAAGCAGACUUCGAGAUUUGGCAAAGGGAUGCAGCCGGAAUUGCCAGAUGUAUCGGCAGCUGGGAUAUUUUUCCAGUUCCACUGCCUGGAACCGCUCAGUUUCAACAGGCGGGGCAGCCGUCCCUCCUUCGUGGCGAUAUUUUCGGUGCUUAUAUCCUAGCAAACCGAAACCCACUAGAUAAUCUACCGCUCAACCUGACUGAGCUCCGCCGUCGACUUACUCGACAUCUCCUAAAGACUGGCCACCACCCUGUGUAA